This is a messenger RNA of Caenorhabditis angaria, 1368 nucleotides long. NCBI's taxonomy places the organism in Eukaryota, Metazoa, Nematoda, Chromadorea, Rhabditida, Rhabditidae. The record is from the annotation of a GenBank genome assembly.
AUGUCGAUCGAAGUAGUUGGUGAUGGUUUUUUUAUUGAUGCAUCACAGUUCAAUUUUCUAAUCGCUGAUAAUAAAAUUAUUGGAUUUCAGAAGAAACGUGAGUUAUUUUCUGUUUUUUUUUUCUACAGAAAAUAUAACCAUAAUUUUUUGAACUUACGAGAAAUUGAAUUUAUUUCCAAUCGUGAACUUGUGUUUUUGAAAGCAUAAAAAGUUCCCUGAUUUUUUCACGUAAGGUUUCUUUGUGAUAAAUUAAUUACAGUACUGUAAUUUCCAGUGCAACUAUGAAAAAAUUCAAAAAUUCUACAGUAAUCCCAAAAAAUGUUUUUGUGUGCAGGUUACGAUGAUGAUGGUCAUGAAAAAGAGUCUUGUUCUGUUGAAGGUGGUAUUCUUGCAAUAUUAGAUCUUCAAAAUGAAGAAGAAUCUCAAUGGGAAAUGUUGGAGGUAGAGUCUUGUUUUCUUUCAUCUUUUAGUAUCAAUCUCAAUCGUAAAGGGGCAACCCCGCACUUACUUGAUAACAAUUUUGCAACAACAAUAAAAAAGUUUUAGUUUCCGGCCUUCGACGAAACACCAAACUCUAUCGACACAUAUUUUACGUUUCAAUCGAAAGUUUAUUCGUUGAUAACAAAAUAUACUGGUGGAUCACAAAUUCAAAAAUUAUACGAAUUCAAAAAUAUAAAUGGAGAAUUUGUUGAGAUUUCUCUUGAUACACCGGAAGAAAUUGAACAUUCUGAUGAUACAAUUACACAAGUUAUUAUUGCUGAUGGACUUUUUAAAGAUGUUCGAACAUAUACAAAUAAACUUCUGAUCAUUUUGAGUACAGGAUCGACAUAUCGAAUUUUUAGUUUAUCAAUUGGAAAUGAUAAUAGUGGACAUGUUGAAUAUAUUGCAACAAUUGAAGAAAAUUCGGAAAGAGGAUCUGCUUUGAAUGCAGUUGUUAUAAACAAUCUUUUAUUUAUCAAUUUUGAAGUUGACAAUCAUUGGGAUAGCAGCAGAAUUUUAAAAUUUGAUCUCGAAUCACACAAAAAUAAUAUUAUUGAGAUUAACAGUCCAGAAGGUCUCCCUCCGUUUUCUCAAAAUGGUGCACAUUCAACUUGGUUAUGGUCACCAAUGCCACUUUGGGGAUUUACUACUGGAAUUAAUUUGAAAGGUAGGAAACAUAAGUGUUCAGAGUUAUAUGGAAGAUUCUCAGAUUCUUCAUUCAAUGGUGAAUCUUGGGCAAUUGAAGGUUUAUUGAAUGCUUCUCCAUUUUGGCACCGGCGAGAUUAUACUGUGCCAGAAGAAUAUGGUGGAUAUGUUUUGACGGAUUCAAUUUAUUUAGACACUUAUAUAAUUGGAAAACGCCAAACUGUUGUUGUUCAUAAUGUUUGA